AUGGCUGAAAACGACCAAGAGUGCUUGAAAAAAUUGAAAAUUUUGCGAGGCAGUGUCAAUUGGGAGUACAAACCAGAGCGACGAAAAUUUCUUCACGAACUUUAUCCAUUGAUCAGAAAAUGGAAAGGCCAACUUCCGGAUCUCCGAGAUAUCUUUCGAACCGAGGAUAUCGACUUGCUUCUCUCGGAGACCAUCGGGUCCGUGCAGACGAAUGAUGAUUACUACAAUAAUCUAGUUCCACUCGUCAAGUUCGUAAUCAAGACCGGCUACAAAGACGAGCCCGGCGAGUCGUCAUCCUCGCGACAUCGCACCACGCCGUUGCAUCGCGCGGCUAGACGCCCCGCCAAUUACAAAAAUUAUAGCUUGCUUCGCGAGCUCUUUAAAAUUUACGACAAUUUCGUCGUGAACCACGCCGACGAGUUUAACCUCACUCACCUGCACGUGGCCUGCAUGUCCGACUGCGUGCAGGUCGUCGAGAGAUUCAUCGAGCUCGGCCACGAUCUCGACUGUAUCGAGCGCAGAUCGGGCGAUUCGCCGCUUCACGUGGCCGUGAAAAAUAACCAAACAGAAGUGGCCGAACUGCUUCUGACGAAUGGCGCGGAUCCGAGGAUAGUCAACGCGACGGGAUCCAAUGCGCUGCAAAGGAUGUUUGCGCCGCAGAGUUACAUCGAUGAUUCCCGUGCGACUGGAUUGCUUCGUAUCGCCGAUGAAAAACAUCAUCUGGUGCCGAUCAUCGACGCCCGGGACAAGGAAGGCGACGCACUGCUGCAUUUGGCUCUUUCUCGCGGCGACGAGAGGGCAGUCGAAUUGCUGCUGACGAAAGGCGCCAGUCCGAAUCUGCCGAACGAGAGAGGACUGACUCCUCUGCAUAUCGUUUACGAGAAGAAGCAUCACGAUAACUUGGCGGAGCUGUUCUUUGCGAUUAUCGACGCUCUUGGGCGGACGGUGCUGAUCGACGCCGUGGACGAGCGGGGCAAGACACCGCUGCACUACGCUCUGGACUGCGGUCAUGGACACUCACGAUUGCUGCUGCGAAGAGGCGCCAGCCCAAAUUUGGCCGACGACGAGGGAUCGACUGCUUUGCACGUCAUUUCGCGGCUAAAAAAAGACGACGAUUCGAUGAAGCUGUUCUUCGAGAUCGUCGACGAGGUCGGUCGAGCGACGGUGCAGGUCGACGCCGUAGACAAGCUAGGCCUGACACCGCUACAAUUGGCCGUGGCGAAUCUCAAGCCGAAUCAGGUCGGUUUACUCUUGGAUCGCGGCGCCGAUCUGUCCAACUUCGUUUUUCCCUCCGAGAGCUCCAUCGAUGCCAGAUUCAAAUGGCGGUACGUAUCUAAAGUAGAAUUUCUCCUCGAUAAAUUGAAUCUGUCGUCCGGCUUCGUGGCCUGCCUCGAACAUCUCGAGAAGAGAGGCUACGAGCUGGAUCGAAGCGACGCCUGGACGCUCAUGAAAUUAUUCGCCAAGUACGGAUUCGUCGCGAAGUCGGCGACGAAUCGCCCCGAAUAUUGGUACGACGACGAGGAGUUCGCGAUCGAGGCGAAAAAAUCAAUGAUACGCUCGGGUCUGUCCCUCUACGACUUGAUUCGGCUGCAACCCAGAGAGUUGGUGAAACGACUCACGCAUACGGACGAGCCAAACAUUCGGAAAUGGACGAAUAGUUGGUGGCUCACAAAAAGCAACAAGGCAAGGGCUUGUAUCGCGCAUCUGUGCGAGAAAAUGUUGAGAAGAUUUUUUCAACGUUGGACACUGGAUCCUUUCUGGAAACUGAUACACUAUCGACUGCCGAUUCUCUGCUGUGACAUGAUCAUCGAGGAGCUGACAAACCAAGAUUUAUAUAAUAUUUGUUUGGUGGCUGAUAGACAAAAUGACGAGGAGCGUAAGAAAAAUUCAACAAGUAUGAUGGAAUGUCAGAGCGAAGGAAGCGUGGAGAGAGCUCCAAAAAAAUUUAAAAAAUAA
Trichogramma pretiosum is the source of this 1956-nucleotide messenger RNA. RefSeq names its product ankyrin-1-like. The coding region runs from base 1 to 1956 and encodes 651 amino acids. NCBI's taxonomy places the organism in Eukaryota, Metazoa, Arthropoda, Insecta, Hymenoptera, Trichogrammatidae. Gene Ontology annotation, biological process: positive regulation of transcription by RNA polymerase II. The record is from RefSeq and is a predicted model, not a curated record. The transcript has a single exon. Gene Ontology annotation, molecular function: protein binding; transcription cis-regulatory region binding. Gene Ontology annotation, cellular component: nucleus.